GGACUGUGGGGCGUAAUCCCGGGAGCAAAUCGGAGACAGACUGCGAGGCGUGCGAGCCCGGGGUCACCUGCCAAGUGCAAAAUGGGGUGUUAGUCCAGCAGCCAUGUCCUGCAGGUCAUUACUGCCCUGCAGGAUCUGUGACGGCUCAGAGGUGUCCCCUUAGCACUUAUAGAGGAUAUACAGGGGGGAGCUCUGUUGACGAUUGCUUCCCCUGUCCUGCUGGCUACUUCUGCUCUGGAACGGGUCUCCUUACACCCUCAGGUGCCUGUCAGGCAGGUUACAUUUGCUUGGGGGGCGCAACGACACCUCGGCCUGAAGACGGUAAAACGGGCUUUGCAUGCAGUUUAGGUGGCUAUUGCCCAGCAGGUGGCUUGCAGAAGCAGCCUUGUUUAGGGGGUACAUACAACCCAGAUAAGAUAGGGCAUGGUCCAGCUGACUGUGUCUCCUGUCCCCCUGGCUACUACUGUGAGGGCAGCACUAGCACAGCCCCCACGGGGUUGUGUGAAGCGGGGUAUAUUUGCCCUGGGGGCGCCAGCAACCCCAGACAGCAGAGGGCCCCCAAAGGGCAUUUCGCUGCUGAAGGGGCUGCUAAGGCCACCCCUUGUCCUAAGGGCUCAUUCAAUCCCAACGAGGCACAAGCAGAGUGCACGCUCUGUUUAGCCGGCUUCUACUGCCCUCAAGAAGGAUCGGAGACACUUGUGGAAUGCCCUGCGGGCUCUUAUUGCGAGGAGGGUUCGGUGACCCCCACUCCAUGCCCCGAAGGGACUCUUAGCUCAAGCCCCAUGCAGCCUUCUAUAGACAGCUGCAGGCCCUGUCCCCCAGGAUACUACUGCUUCGGCAAAGGUAACCAGCUGGUCUCCGGCAGCUGCGAUGAGGGCUACUUCUGCGCACGAGGAGCAUCUGUACCAAGACCCGAGAAGGCGCCUGACAACACCGCAGGGCCUUGCCCAAGAGGCACCUACUGUACCAGAGGACUGGAGCGGCCCCACUUGUGCGAGUCGGGGACCUACGGGGCCACCGACCGACUGGUGAUGAACUACCAAUGCACAAAGUGUACAGAGGGUUCUUUUUGCUCUAGGAUGGGGUUGAAGGAGCCCGAGGGCCGCUGUGCCCCCGGCUAUCUUUGCCCCGCAGGCAGCCGCACACCCUACGCUGUUCCAUGCAAAGCGGGGAACUACUGUCCAGCUGGCGCUACUGGGGAGAUCGCUUGUCCUGCUGGGAGCUUUAACUGGGUCUCCGGCGCUGCGGAGUGCCUGCCUUGCCCCGCGGGUUUCUCUUGCGGCAUUCGUACAGCCAACUAUGCAUCCCAUCUCUGUCCCCAGGGCCACUACUGCCCCGCCAGCUCGGACUCUGCUGCUCCGCCUCAGUGUCCCUCGGGGACCUUUGCGGCUGGCCAGGGCCUCAAGAGUCCCUAUCAGUGCCAGCCCUGUCCCCUCGGCAAGGUAUGCGGCGACCCGGGCCUUACAAGUGCAGACACUGUCUGUCCUGCUGGUUAUUACUGCCCCCCAGGAGAUCAGGCCAACCAAGCGGCUACAGCUGUCCUCAUCUGUCCCGCUGGAAACUACUGCCCCGAGGGAUCUGUCUCUCCUAUCCCAUGUCCUGCAGGCAAACUCUGCACAGCUGACGGCCUCGAAGAGCCUGACAUGACCUGCCCUGGGGGCGUGUUGUGCGCGGAAGGGUGCUCUUCCCUGGAAGAGGCAACUCCUUGCCCUCUUGGCUUUGUUUGCGAGGAGGGGUCCCUGGACCCUGUCCCCUGUCCCCGAGGCACCUACGGCUCCCAGGCUGGGUUUGUAUCUUCCGUACAGUGUAGACCCUGUACAGGCGGCUACUACUGCGACGGCAGCACCUCGGGACAGAUAACUGGGAGUUGUGUUGCGGGUUUCUACUGCCCCGAGGGAUCGACAUCUCCCUGGGCAAAGCUAUGCCCCAAGGGGAAGGUGUGCCCUGCGGGAUCCGCCUCCCCUGGAGACUGCCCUGUAGGCUACUCCACCUUUGCUGAGGGCUCCUCGACUUGCUCCCGCUGCACUGCAGGCACACAGUGCAAAGACGGAAAUGUCUCCUCCUGUGCCAAAGGCCACUACUGCGACGGGAAGAACGACGCUCAGCUCUGCCCUGCCGGCACUUACAUGCCCUUUGAUGGGGCCACCAGCGCGGACGCCUGUCUCCCUUGUCCCGAGGGCUACGCCUGUCCCACCGCUGGCUCGGAUACCCCCACUGCAUGCGCUGAAGGCUACUACUGCAUUUCGCAGUCUGUCUCUCCGACUCCCGCCAGCUCCCUCCUUCUGGAUAAGGUGUUAGCAGCUGCUGAGGGGGCCUCAGGUGCCCCCACAACAGGCGGAGGACCCUGCCCUGCCGGCACCUAUUGCCCACCCAGCGCUCGCUUCGCUAGGCCCUGUCCCCCUGGCAUGUACUGCGGGAGGUCCCUUCUGACGGAGCCCCAGGGCGCCUGUGCAGCAGGCAGCUUCUGCGGAAAUGCUGCCGUCACAGACAGCCCCUCGGGCCCCACACACAUUUGCCCCUCCAAGACUGUGGGAGGACUGUGCCCUUCAGGUGCGUCAGACAACCCAGGAGACAGACUGAGAAGCGGGUUGUCUCCUGCUGAGAGGCCGUCGGGUGUAUACGAUUGUGAUGCAGCUACUAGACACGUGCUAUGCGUCAGCUGUCUCCGUGUAUUGCGGUGUAUGCGGUCUUUAGGCUCCUAUUGCCCUGCCGGCGCCUCAGUGCCCAUCGCCUGCCCCAGCGAGGGCUCUAAGGAUAUCGCUGAAGAACUGUGCCCAGCAGGCGCGCGCUGCGGGAGUGGGGAGGGGGAGCCUCAAACUUGUCCGGCUGGGAACUACCAAAUAGACGGGGGCAGCGGGAGCUGCAUCAGCUGCCCCGCCGGCUUUUAUUGUUCAGAGGCCUCAGCAACUCCUACGGUUUGCCCUAAGGGCCGCUUCUGUCCCUUAGGGGUCUCUGAACCCCAGCCCUGUCCCGUGGGCACCUAUAGAAACGCCACUGGAGGUGUCUCCGUGGGAGACUGUUUCCCCUGUCCCCCUGGGAAGUACUGCGCUCACGAGGGCACCAGCGACGACGUGCAGCUGUGUCCCGCAGGGUAUUACUGCAGUCUUGGGGCCGGCACCUUAAGCAACUCAAGGCGCGAUGGCUCCACCGAAGAAGAGCCCUCCGCAAGCUCACGAAGAGAAGACACAGAAAAUGAGGACCCUUGCGGCGGUGUUCUCCCUUGUAUUUAUGCGCGAGUGUGCCCCCCAAAUAGCUACUGCCCAGAGGGCCACUGGUCCCCCAUUCAUUGCCCCAGCGGCACUGGGCACACGCGGAAAGGCGCGAGCUCAGAGUCAGAGUGCCUCAAGUGUGCAGCUGGGGUGUACUGCGGGAGUUCAGGUAACAAAGCUCCCUGCGACGCUGGUUUUAUAUGUUAUGGGGCGGCGUUAACGGCGAGGCCUUCUGACGGUACAACAGGAGACAUGUGCCCCAAGGGACACUUCUGUCCCCAAGGCACUACCAACAGCAGAGUCUGCCCCAUCGGCACGUACGGGCCCACGAAGGGGCUCACAGACACCUGCAUCCCGUGCCCUGCAGGCGUCCAGUGCAACCAGGACGGCCUAGAGGCCCCAUCAAAAGACUGGUGCCCAGUAGGGAACUACUGUCCAGAGGGCGCCAUCAGCCCGCGGCCGUGCCCAGUAGGGAGCUACAAUGGCGAGCAAGGGCAGACGAGCGAACGCGGCUGUCUGGCUUGCCCUCCAGGAAAGUACUGCGAGACAACUGGCCUCCACGAGCCCACUGGGGAAUGCGCAGAGGGCACGUGGUGUAUAUCCGGCUCCCAGAUACGCGACUCGUCGCUGGCGUACCUGCCCAGCGCCGUCGUGCAGUGCCCUGCGGGUUAUACUUGUGCAGCAGGAGCUAUCGUCCCAGAGCCCUGCCAAUUAGGCUACUACAAAGAUAAGCAAGGGGCUUCUGCUUGUUUGAAGUGCCCAGCAGGGGUUUACUGCGCACACGAGGCUGUCACGACGGCCUCAGCGGACGGGCCUUGCUUUGCAGGGUUUUAUUGUUUAGAAGGCUCUGACACACCAACACCCAAAGACAAUGUUAAGGGCGCAAUCUGUCCUAAGCACAAAUACUGCCCAGCAGGCUCCUCCACUCCGCUGGAGUGCCCUGCGGGCACAUAUAAUCUAUCUGAAGGGAUGGAGAAAUGCCCUGAUUGCACUGCUGGCUUUAUAUGUAAAAACCAGCAGCAAACUGCUUGCCCUAUAGGGGGGUACUGCCCCUCUGGGCAGUCGGAGGAGACACGGUGUGCCCCUGGGACAGUGGGUCUCUCAGAGGGCCUCAGCUCGCAAGAGCAGUGCGCAGAGUGCCCAGCAGGAAAAAUAUGCAAAGACGGAAACGCAAGUGAAGACUGUCCUGCAGGCACCCUGUGUCUGGGCGGUGCGGCGCCUGGGGUGACAGUCUCCUCGAUCGACUAUGAGCAGCAGGGCGGGAGCUUCUGGAGUGGCGUCCAAAUACAACUUGCAGGGCCCUGUCCAUUUGGUAUGUAUUGCCCAGCGGGAGCAAAGGUGCCGUCCCGGUGUCCCAACGGCUGGGCCACCCUUGCUGAGGGGGCGACGUCGGACGCCGAAUGCGUCGAGUGUCCAACCGGCUACAUUUGCAGCUCUUUGACAGUGGGACACUUCUGCCCCGUUGGGGGGAUGGAGAUAUACACCAACAGCGUGUGCCCAUGGGGGCACUACUGCUUGGAAGGCAGUGCGGAGCCCACGGCCUGUCUUCCUGGGACGUUCAACGACCGGGUGGGCACAAAGUCCGCUGAAGAGUGCAGGCCGUGUCCUCAAGGCUUCUCGUGUCCUGGAGAGACGGCGGCAAACCGCUCAUUUGCAGAAAAAGCGCUGGUGGAAGGUAUUGAAUGGGCGAUACUGCUGCAGCGGGAAAAUGCAAGCUAUAGGAAAGCCUGUGUGGCGAAGGCGUAUUGCCCGGAGGGGUCUACAGAGCCCAUACCCUGCCCGCGGAAUUUCUACUGCCCAGGAGAGACUGUUGAACCGAUUGCGUGUCCUGCCAACCACUACUGCCCCGAAGAGACAGACACUCCGCUGUCGUGCCCAAAGGGGUAUUUCUGCCCUGGAGGCAAGGAGGAACCCUUCACGUGUCCACCCGGUAGUCGGGCCACCUCGGCUUGCGAGGGAGCGUUCACUGCCGAGGAAUGCUGCGAGCUGUGCCCGCCGGGGACCUACUCUGACGCAGAGGCAUCGUUUGUCUGCAGUCCUUGUAGCCCAGGCUACAUAUGCACAGAGUUCGGUAUUGUGAUCUGCUCGAACAGCCUGUCUUGUGGGGCCGCUACAGAGGGAUCGACAACUCCUACUCCGUCAGAAAGCGACGGCGGCGGCUACAUCUGUCCAGCUGGAUACUACUGUCCUUCGGGAGCCGUCACGCCUCAUCCCUGCUCACCGGGAACGUAUAGAGAAGAUCCGGGCGGCAAAAGUGCCUCUGAUUGCUUGCAGUGUCCUUUUGGCACCUACCAGCGCUUCGUUGCAAUGACCUCGUGUGACACGUGCGGCCCGAAUUCCGUGGAAGAACGGCAGUUGGGGGCGUACACGUGCACGUGUUUAGGCGAAAAUCGCGUGUACCAAUACGGAGACAAGACGUGUCCCUGCCAGAGCCGAUACGUGAGCUACGAUCACCACCUAGAAGUGUCGGAGUUGGAAGACGGGACGCUGAAAUGUCAGCCAGUGACGUUCAAGCGCUGUGAACCCCUCGAAUACAGGGACUACCUGGGCCGUUGUGUGGCUUCAGCGGACUGCACGGAGGCCUGCGGCCCUGAGGGCGGCAACUUCCUGAACACUGUCGGCCUCUGUGAGUGCGCCAAAGCUAUUGCAGAAACAGCGCAGUGCGACGGCAACUGCAAGCAAGCUCUGCCCACCGUAGUCCUGGAAGGAGAUCAAAUUGCCCUGAGGGAAUCCGAGACAGGAGCAACGACUAUCUUGCAGCACCCAGAUAUAGACCUCUCUGAAGCCUCUAUGUACUGCUCGAUGUUCAGAGAAAUGUUUGCUGGUAUUUCGAUCCCCUGCAAAAUCCACUUCCAACGGGCUGAUAAAUCGGGGCUGCACGGGCUGUACGUACCUCCAAGCUCACUUUGGUCCCCGUCGCGGAGCUGGCGCAGUGGGAAGCAAACUCGCCGCCCGCUUGCUUGGGCUCGCCGCAGCUCGUGGAAGACGAACGGCACUACACUAGGAAUUGCAUCAGAACAGGAUGGAUUUGCCUUUGGGGAUUCAGAGAUGCAUCAGCAGCCACGUCGUGCAGGCAAACAGUUCCGAGACAGCGCCAGACAGCCGUCCUUGUCGGAGCUUCAGUCCAUGAUUGUCGACAAUUCGGUAAUCUGCGUCGUUCAGGGCUCCUCAAUUGUAUGGGAGCUGAAAGACGGUGUUUACCCCAUAUACAUAAAGGACUCUCUUCUGACCACAGGCACUACCUUCGACAGCACUGGCUUUAGGGCACUCAAGAAGCAAGUGGAGAAUGGGAGAAGUCCCAAUUUCUUUAUUCAUACGUUUGAAACUGAAGGGACAUUCGUAUUUGCUUCAUCUAAGCACAACUCGAAAGUGUCGCUCGUGCGAGUUAUGCCCCCAGGCAUGGGCUGCCCGGGAGACACUGGAUAUCCUACUCCCAUCCGUCUGCGCCCUUUGAGUCUCCUGGCCAUAUCUCUCCUGACCAGCAGCAUCCUCCUCGACCCAGACUGGACCCUUCUUGUGGGACUGCUGGUAGCAUUGGUGUUGGUUGUGGUGAUCCUACUCGGCAUAGCCGUACGCUUCGUCCGCCACCGCUGGGCCACUGCUCGGGCGCCAUCCACUUUGGAGUCUGCUCUUUGCCUUAGAGGCAGUGAUACGCUGGCCGUCAGAAGCCACAAAGAGACCCACCGUGCAGCGGUAGCUCUCUAUUCCCGCUACAUGAGGCCAACCGGCUCGACACGCAUCUUCCACUACAGAAUACGAGACGAUCUGCUUGACAGCACAGAACAAGAGCAGUACGACCCCGUUGCCGAUGUGAAACCUGCGCUUGACCGGCUGCACGUUGAAAUCGACAUCCAGGACCUCCGUGUCGUGCAAGUAGGGACAGCUCAGCAGCAAAUUCUCCGCAUCAAUCUGCCUUUUUUCCUGUUAAGCAAUAUCCUGGCAACCCUUGAGAAGCUGUGCGACAUGCGGGCGGCUGUCACGCAUCUGCUAGACCAGGAAAUGCAGCGCGAAAAGGACACUUGUGCGGAGGCAACUCAGUUGGUUGGGAAGAUGCUUACUUCGUUGCAAGAGAGGGUUGAUUCGUCGCAGCUGAGCGGCAACGUGUCAAUCAACAGUCGGCACGUCACUGCGCUGCUGCGGUGCAUCUUGGCGGCUCUCCAAGGCCCUGAAAAGCGCCAAGAAGCUGAGCAGAAGCUCAAGGAACUCGAUAGCGAACUCCAGUCCAGGCAAGAUCAAGAACAGCCCAUUCUCAAGCGAGGAAACGCGGUCAACAAGGAGGCCGAAAUAUUGAGGGCGUGCGUCGCAAAGGCAGGCCCUUCUGUCUAUGAUUCCCUUGAUGUAGCCAUCAGGAAUGCAAAGGAAAAUAAGGAGUCGGUGGAAGACAUUAAAGAGGUCACCGACCAGUUUGCCUCGAAGGCAACCGCAGACCCUGACGGCCAACGGCACUUCAUGUUAGCAUCGGUUUACGACUUGCUACUCAAACGAGAGUCGAAGCAGACCGCUGCCCGGUUCAAAAGCCUCUCAUAUUUGCACAGACACGUGGACCUGGCUGAACGUAGAAUGAAGGAAAAGAUUGACGCCUUCAUUGCCCUUUGCACGAUGUCCAGACAAGAAAUGCUGGCUCUUCAAGUCUCGCAAAAUACUUCCAUCCUAGAGUGGCAGCAAAACAGGGUCAUCGAGAGGGCUAGGGAAGAUGAUCGAGUCUUAAGCGAAAUAUCAGUUCCUCUGAACCGAGUGUUUCAAGAGGUGCUAGCAGAACUGAUGGUGGCGCGCGACGACGAAAUUCCUUCCCUGGUGAAUAACCUCACCGGCUCGAUUGGGUCAAUAAUCCAGCAGAAGUGCGCCAAGUCGGUUGGCAACUGGACUCAGUCCUCUUACACACGCAAUGCAGCGAAGCAGCUGAAAGAGCUGAAGCAGAAGCAAGAGGCCGAAAUUAUUGCGAAGGCCGAAGCACAGAGUGAACUACUGCACACUUCCCUGAAAACUGCCCACGACGCGAUUGCGAGGCAUUCCCAUGUGUUGGCGGAGCGUGAAAGGUCAGCUCUGGCAAAACUCCACAAGGCUUUUAAAAAGGAAAUUCGGUCCCUUUAUGCAGCUGCAGUUGCAAAAGCGACCGCAGCAGCUGAUGCUCACGCUGAGGCCUUAAGCUUGGCGCGAAAGUGCAAAGGCAGCUCAGGAGGAGCCGUUGUGAAAAUGGUAACAGCAUGUCUCACUGAGUCCGCGGAAGCAGACGCCCCACAAACGCUUUUGGCCUUGGACCCAGACCGCAUUGAGGAAAUGAAGAAGAGUGCACUGGAUGCUGUGGCAGCCGCCUUCGCUAGGCGUGAAGAGCUGCAAAAGCAGUGCGAGGAAACCAGGCUCGCACACUUGGAACAACGCCAUCAAGCCCUGCAGAAGUACAUCGCCGACUCGUCUCGGCUGGCUGUAAGACCACCGCACCCGGCGAUUGUUAACCUUUUAAGGACCUGGCAGCAUCUAGAUGUCUAUUCCGGGCCUGAAGUUGGUGUUUGCCUGCACGCCCGAUGCUAA
This is a messenger RNA of Eimeria acervulina, 8738 nucleotides long. RefSeq lists its product as hypothetical. The annotation marks the transcript as partial. The record is from RefSeq and is a predicted model, not a curated record. NCBI's taxonomy places the organism in Eukaryota, Apicomplexa, Conoidasida, Eucoccidiorida, Eimeriidae. The transcript is spliced from 33 exons.